Molecule: messenger RNA, 690 nt
Organism: Hypoxylon fragiforme
Lineage: Eukaryota; Fungi; Ascomycota; Sordariomycetes; Xylariales; Hypoxylaceae
Exons: 1
Coding region: 1-690 (229 amino acids)
Source: RefSeq, a predicted model, not a curated record
AUGGCAUCCCCCGCAGCAGCUCCUGAUAACGCAGUAUCGUUUACCAAGCAAUGGGCUCACAAGUCGUCGCUUGAGAAACACACUGACUGGGUAGUAACAACGGUGCGAGAAUUGCUCGCCUUUGACAAUGAGCAGCAGGUUGAAGAGCUGCAUAUCAUCUACCAGUCGGUGGGGAUGGACAUUGGCCGCGCACCAGUCGAGAGAGAGCUCCCAUCGAUGGUGAAGCGCUGGCAAUUGUUCGUGUCGUUGAGCUACGCCGACCAGGUCCUGUACAUCGACGACCACAUCAGUUACGCCUUCGACCAUACUCAAGUGGCGUUCUUGGGACCGCGAGACCGCGACAUACAGCUUAACAUUCACAAGCAGACCAACCCGAACCUAAUUCUCAUCUUCCCUCACCUUCCCGAGUUUGUCAAGAACCUGGGCACGCACAGAGCCGGCCGCAGUCUAGCGGGCAUCUUUCUGGGCUCCGCGACCUCGCCCCGAGCGAUGAAGUGGAAGGACUGGAUUUGGUUCGAGCUGAUCAACCUGACGGGCCCUCAAAACAGCCUCCCCAGCUGGUCCGACGAGGUCUUGCUCGACCGUGUCCUUCAAUACGAGAAUGUUCGUGCACCAGGUCCCCUUCGCAACCCGCGUGAUGACCCCAACAACCUUCCACGCGCUAACGAGAUCCUUCGACGCAGAGACUAG